Aspergillus bombycis is the source of this 1512-nucleotide messenger RNA. Its product is annotated as NADPH-adrenodoxin reductase. The transcript is spliced from 4 exons. Gene Ontology annotation, cellular component: mitochondrion. Bases 1 to 1512 code for a protein of 503 amino acids. The record is from RefSeq and is a predicted model, not a curated record. Lineage: Eukaryota; Fungi; Ascomycota; Eurotiomycetes; Eurotiales; Aspergillaceae. Gene Ontology annotation, biological process: ubiquinone biosynthetic process.
AUGAACCUCCAGCGUGUGCCUUACAUCUGCUCUCAAUGCACGGCGCAGAUCAGCCGCUCUCCACUUCGCCGCUCGCCGCAUCGUCUUUUGCCGCAGUCAACUGCUGGCAAAAGUGAACGAUGCUGUGGUAGAUAUGUACGAAAAAUUGCCCGUGCCCUUCGGCUGGUGCGGCAUGGGGUAGCGCCAGACCAUCCGGAAGUCAAGAAUUGUGAGGAGAAAUUCACUGAAGUUGCCUCAUCUCCCCGGUUCAACUUCAUUGGCAAUAUUGAACUCGGCGAGAAUCUCCCUCUACAAGCGCUUAAGCCUCAUUAUGACGCUAUCUUAUUCGCAUAUGGAGCUCCAAAGGAUAAGGAACUGGGUAUUCCCGGAGAGAAUGCUUGUCGAAAUGUAUACUCAGCUCGCGAAUUUGUCGGAUGGUACAACGGACUUCCCGAGCACCGUGACCUAGCACCUGACCUGACAGCCGGUGAAAAUGCAGUGAUUAUCGGCCAGGGCAACGUUGCGCUAGAUGUAGCAAGAAUCCUUCUGACGGAUGUGGAUGCCUUGCGCAAGACUGACAUAACGGACUAUGCUAUAGAGGCAUUGGCUAAGAGCAAGAUCAAGCGAGUUCACGUAGUUGGCCGUCGAGGGCCGAUGCAGGCUGCAUUCACAAUCAAGGAGCUUCGUGAGUUGCUCCAGUUACCGGGCGUGUCGUUCGAUCCAGUUCGUAAGGAGUUAUUCCCACCAGACGAUGUCAUGAAUGCCCUCCCUAGAGCCCAGAAACGGCUCAUCCAACUACUCGCAAAGGGAUCCAGUAACGAUCCAGCAACAUCCACCAAGUCCUGGUCUCUAGAUUUCCUGCUCUCGCCAGAGUGCCUCAACUGGUCCCCAGUCCACCCAUAUCGCCUGUCACACGUCAAAUUCUCCCGCAAUGAGUUAGACCCGGCGGAUCCAUAUAUUACUAGCGCAAAGGUGUCGCCCAAGUAUCUUUCCAGCGGCUUGCGAGCGCAGGUCAACAUUCCCGCCAAUACAUUCUUCCGAAGUGUUGGAUACAAAUCACUACCUUUGCCUGGACUAGAAGACCUGGGGAUUCAGUUCGACACGAAGCGCGGUGUCAUCCCCAACGACGGAUUUGGUAGAGUCACGAGCCCCACGAAUACAGGUAACAACGAACAGCUCCCUGAUGGGUCAGUUAUCUCACACCUACCGGGUCUCUACUGCGCUGGCUGGGUCAAGCGUGGACCCACCGGCGUUAUCGCAACAACCAUGACGGAUGCAUUUACGACGGCAGAUGUGGUGGCGGCUGAUUUGAGCAGCCACCGAGGCAAGGGGUCUCUUUUGAAUGGCCCCGGCCACAGCACCGGUCUCGGUUGGGAGGGAGUACGCCCUGAGGCCGAGAAGCGUGGCUUGCAGGCAACAACCUGGGAGAAUUGGCAGCGUAUUGAUGCUGCCGAGCGCGAGCGGGGCCAGCAGAUCGGUAAACUCCGUUCUAAAUUCGGUAGAGUGGAAGAGAUGCUGGAAGCUGCACAGUAA